Diospyros lotus (date-plum) is the source of this 914-nucleotide messenger RNA. RefSeq names its product E3 ubiquitin-protein ligase MPSR1-like. The transcript has a single exon. Gene Ontology annotation, cellular component: cytoplasm. Gene Ontology annotation, molecular function: ubiquitin protein ligase activity. The coding region runs from base 99 to 758 and encodes 219 amino acids. NCBI's taxonomy places the organism in Eukaryota, Viridiplantae, Streptophyta, Magnoliopsida, Ericales, Ebenaceae. The record is from RefSeq and is a predicted model, not a curated record. Gene Ontology annotation, biological process: protein ubiquitination.
CAAUGUUUGCUUUACUCAUAAUACUUCUCCUAGUAGCCGAUGCCCUCACCCUCUCUCUAUCUUUGUCUGAACUUUCUCUCUAGGAUUCUUAGCCUACCAUGUCCUCUGAAACGGAAUUGAAUGAGGCAGAGAGUUUGGUAAGUUCAAGAAACAGAGAUUUGUCUAUGCUCAUACCCUUAAUCCUGGGCCUAACAAACGGCAAUUAUCCCAUCAGGUCAAGUGAAGAUUCACCAAACCCAGAUCAAGAACCAGCAAAUGCAACCAGCCCAGAUGAAUCCCUCGGCAGGAUUGUGUUCAUCAAUCCUUUGACACAAGGGAUGGUGGUGAUCGAGGGGAGUCCUUCCAGAUUGGAGUCUCUGCUAAGGGACCUGGUGAGCAAGGAUGAGCCGCCACCGGCCUCUAGAAAGUCCAUAGAGGCUAUGCCCUGUUUGGAGAUUAAAGAGGGACAUGAAGGGGGUGAGUGUGUGAUAUGCUUGGAGGAGUGGGAGAUUGGUGGUUUAGCCAAACAGAUGCCCUGCAAACACAGGUUCCACGGAGAGUGCAUAGACAAAUGGCUAGGGAUUCAUGGGUCUUGCCCUGUUUGCAGGUUCAAGAUGCCUGUUGAUGAAGACGAUGGGGGCAAGAAAAGUGGUGUCGGUAGAGAUGAGAGGGAGAGGAGGAGGAGGAGGGAGAUCUGGGUGAGUUUUUCCUUCAACAGAGAGAGGAGUGGAGAUUCAAAUCAGACACCCUCCGGAUCUGAUCAAACAAUGGAGGGUUAGAAACAUUUUUGUAAGAUGUUUGUGUGUGUGUUUUUUUUUUCUGUUUCUUGGGAAUAAUAUGUACAAAAAGAAGAAAAUGUUUAUACUUAAUACUUUUUGUCGUAGUUGUUGUUCUUUACCUUGCUUGACAUGAAUAAAUGAGGAUUUUUAUCUCUA